AUGAGAAAUUAUUGUCUUAAAAUAGGUUAUGAGCCAAGUGAAUUUGAUAAAUUAAAUAUUAUUCAUGUUACUGGCACCAAAGGUAAAGGUUCUACUUGUGCAUUUGUAGAAUCAAUCUUGAGAAAUUUCAAUACAUCAUCAAGAAGGAUUCGUACAGGGCUUUAUAGUUCACCACAUCUUAUAGCUGUAAGAGAACGUAUUCGUCUAGACGGAAAGAUAUUAAGCGAAGGACAAUUUACUAAAUAUUUUUUCGAAGUUUAUGAUAAACUUUUAGCACCUUCAACAAAUAUUUCUUACAUUAAUGGCAUUUCAUGUUUUCAUGAGAGAAAAGUAACGUCUUUAGGACUUGAUCAUCAAAUAACUUUAGGAGAUACAAUUGAUAAAAUUGCAUGGCAUAAAGGUGGAAUUUUCAAGAGUAAUGUUCCAGCUUUAACGGUUGAACAGCCAGAGGCAGCUUUAAAUAUUUUGAAAAAACGAGCACAAGAUAUUAAUGCACCAUUUGUAAGAAUAAAUUCAUUCAAUGAAGAAAUAUUAGGUGAUAUUAAACUGGGUACGAAAUAG
Entrophospora sp. SA101 is the source of this 561-nucleotide messenger RNA. The record is from the annotation of a GenBank genome assembly. NCBI's taxonomy places the organism in Eukaryota, Fungi, Glomeromycota, Glomeromycetes, Entrophosporales, Entrophosporaceae.